This is a messenger RNA of Podospora bellae-mahoneyi, 1672 nucleotides long. RefSeq lists its product as uncharacterized. Gene Ontology annotation, molecular function: snoRNA binding. The coding region runs from base 187 to 1302 and encodes 371 amino acids. NCBI's taxonomy places the organism in Eukaryota, Fungi, Ascomycota, Sordariomycetes, Sordariales, Podosporaceae. The transcript has 2 exons. Gene Ontology annotation, biological process: rRNA processing. The record is from RefSeq and is a predicted model, not a curated record.
CUUCUUUUCUGAGAACUGAUUCCUUUAAUAAACAGCAACAACCUCACCCUCGACGUUUCGCCUUUUUAUACACUCAUCUUUUGACGAGAUUGACUUCCAGAAAACUUACCUUCUAAGAUAAACCCAGCCAACGUCAAACUCACUUCAGCCACCACUCAAAAUCACAAUCUUGGCAUUGAAAAGAAAAUGGCACGGGAAACGACCAACACUAAGCAGGCCGCCAAACCUGUGGCUGAUGUCAUUGAGCUAUCAUCAGACUCUGAGCCAGAGACGGUCGAGACUAAGCCUCAGCAAAUCCCAUCUGUCGAAAACGCGUCACAGGAGAAGCCAGCUCACACAGGUGAUUAUGAGCAACCGCUCCUAAAGGUCGUCGGCAUCAAGUACAAGACAGACAAGACUGAGAAUCAGCCACAACAAGACAUGAACUCCACACCGUUAAGCUCAAAAAUGACUCUCCGGUCCAAGGGGACUGGCUCAGCUAAGCACAAGCAUGUCAGCAUUGAGAUUCCACUGCCAUCAUCAUCCUUGUUGCGGAAAAAGGCUAGCGGUGAUGAUGAGAGCGGAGAGGAGAGCGGCCACGAGGUUUUUAAGACACCAAUGGAGCGCAGACACAUCACAUUCAACGACAGUGACCAGGAGGAUUUUGUCACCCCCAGCGAGGCACCAAGGAGAAACCCCUUGGAACUCCAGAUCAAGGCCGAGACUGCGAAGGAAGAAGCUGCCAAGGAAGAAGAUGAGGAGGAAUCAGAGGACGAGUCGGAUGACGAGGCCCCAGAGGCUGUUUCGACGCGCGUUGCUGAAGCUCAGACCACCAAGGCUGCUGAAGCUGCUGCGAAAGCUGUUGAAGAACAAGAAGCUGCCGCAAAGCGGAAGAGACAAGAGCGUGAUGCGUUCCUCAAGCAGCAGGCUAAGGAGAGAAAGCAGGCCAAGAAGCCGGUUGUAGAAGCUGACUCGGAGGAUGAGCUGGAAGAGCCAACGCCAGCUCCGGUUGAAAAGAGGAAGCGGGAGGUGCCUAAACUUUUACCUCUGGACCUUUUGGAGUCCGAUGACGAGGACGAUGAGUCUCAUGAAGAUAAUUCUGGCGCAAACAACAAGAGGAGAAAGGUAGACCAGGUGGCUGCACUUCUCCGUGGACCCAAGCUUCCUCGCGAUCAACGGGUGGGAUCAACCGUGUAUCGCGUCGAGGUAAAACGAGGCAGCGAGAAACUUGCGCCCAAGGCCAAGAAGCAGUCUAUCAACGCGAAGGAGGCUCUUCUCAAAAGAAACCGGACACCUCAGCGGAGACCAGGUUUCAGGCGCUAAAUCAAAGCACGGCGGCGAAGGGGACAAAAGUUGAGGCAGGUUGACAUGCUUGACAUAUGGAUGGAGGACCCGGCAGGGCAACGAACCGGUAGUCCGGUCUUGUCCGGCCGUUGUGGAGACCCAAUAGCCGGUGUCCAGUAACGGAGACUAGAAUGAGUUCUUGGCACCGGUGAUGACGGAAUACCAUGACGCCCCUGGUUUUUCUAAAGCCGGAGGACUCAUGACAAUCACACGGAAAAGUAGAAAGCAGACCAGCUGGUGGUGAGAGGUUGAGAGGCAAGGGCUCGGUCAGAUAACAUAUGCGGCAGCGAGUGCCGUGCGUACAUAAUAGAGAUGACACCAAAAAUAAAUUUGGCUGCAUGUUCCCAAC